Molecule: messenger RNA, 3891 nt
Organism: Liolophura sinensis
Lineage: Eukaryota; Metazoa; Mollusca; Polyplacophora; Chitonida; Chitonidae
Product: oxidation resistance protein 1-like
Biological process (GO): response to oxidative stress
Cellular component (GO): nucleus
Source: RefSeq, a predicted model, not a curated record
CAACCGCGCACAGUGGAAUCAAGUCUGCAAGACUAAAAGGCAGGACGACAAGUGUUUCCCCCGUAAAAAACACUCAUUGGGGCACAUUUUGAAAGAGAAAGCGCCACAGCGUGGAACUGCAUCUGUAUUGUUUUGAUACAGUGCAGGGAAUGGAAUAUAACCAUAUCAGUUGUGCGCCAGGCAUGUGGAAAUUUGACCCUCGUUUCGAAAUCGAAGUGCUCCCAAAUAAUAGCCGAUUGUCAAGCACGGGCUGGUUCUCAUAGUUUGCCAAAUUCCUAGCCACAUUGAUCCCUUAAACACAAUGCAAGAAUGUCGGACAUGGAAAGGAAGCCGUCUUUGAAAGAAAGGGCUCUUGAACGACUGGGAAUAAACGCUUUGCGACAGAAGGCCCAGACCAAUGACAAUGUGACAACGGGGAGCUUGUUACCAAGCAGUGGCCCCGCCCUUCACAACGGCCAAUCAGGGAGCCAGAAGCAAAUCUCCAUAUCUGUGAUAGAGGGCUUACGGCCCAGCCCCAAAGUAACAGAAAUGCCCCAAGCCCCAUCGGAGAAGAAGGUGAAACGCCAGCAGCCCAAGGGCACCAUCGAGUACCAGGUACAAGUGUCCAAUACCUUGGAGAGUAUUGCAGCUCAGUUUGACACAACGCCAUCAGAGCUCGCCAAACUCAACAAGCUCCCCUCUCGGAUGAUCUUCCCAGGCCAGGUGAUAUAUGUACCCGACCCUAACCAUGACUCCGGGUCCGAGCUCUCAGCCUCACCCCCUGUGCCCAGCCCACCCGCCACUUUCCUACCCCAGGAAGACAAACCCAGGAUGGAUGUACCAAUAAUAAAAAUGGCUGACCGCCCGCCAACUAAAGUCCCAGGUCAUGUUGAACGACAGACGUCCCAGUCAUCACUCCCCGACACGGAUGAUUUGCCUCCACGAAAGCUUUCUGAGGAGGAGGCUAAAGAGCUUGACCAGGAGUGCUACGAGAGGUUCAUCAAGGUUAACGUGAAACACAUCACUGACGGACAGGGAGUGGUAAAUGGAGUUCUGCUAGUGACCCCAAAUGCGAUCAUGUUUGACCCUAAUGUAUCCGACCCCUUGGUGAUAGAACAUGGCCCAGAGCUGUAUGGGAUGAUGGCUCCCAUGGACACCGUGAUCAGUGCUGCCAUGUAUCAUGAUAUCGCGGCCAUGAAACUUAAAGGACAGGCGGAAGAGCAUCCUACUGAUUCCCCGCGGCGUGAGAUUUACCACGGAAGGGACUGUCCUAUGGCCAAAAUAUGCUCAAACGAGAUUCCUGAGGUGAAAUGUUACAUGGAGGGCAAAGUCAGCCCUGAGAGACUUCAAAACCUCCUCGUUCCUCUACAGUCGAGAGCGAGUUGUCCGAGGCGGGAAGUGUGUGUUCUUGUGGAGCUAGCAAAGACUCAGACACCACCCACCAAUCAGAUCCCAGUAUUACUGUGCAGAAAGCAACUGGAGGAGGCAAAGACAUCCAAUCAGAUGCCAGUAUUACAAAGGGUCCCACAGAUCCUGGCCAAUCAGGGAUGUCUAGUAAUGCCUGUGAGCACAGAAGGCAAGGCGGUAAAAGAUGAUGGUGGCUCAGUGAGCUCCAGUAAGCCUGAAAAUGAAAGCGAAAGUGAAAGUAAUGUGAGACUGGGUCAGGAAGGUAACCUAACCAAAAAUCAGGCCGAGGAUGAUUUGGGUUUGCGGCCUUUAGUAUUUGUUGACAAUUGCUUCGAUGAUAGCUUCAGAGAUGCUAUGCAUGAAGCUUCCUUGCAACAGCUCCAAACUACUUUGAGAGAAUUAGAUCUUGAGUCAAGCGAGAUCACCCUCGAUAGCUCAGGCACUGGCACCCACGCAGACAUUUCAGGGGAGACAAGUAUGUACACUUCCUGCUCCACAGAUCUUUCGACAAAUGUGACAGACGAUUCGCUCUUGGACAAAAGAGUGUUGUUGGACAUGAAGGAGGACAGCAAAGGCCCGGUCUCUGAGAAUAAGCCUGUCACCUCCUCCCCUACACAGUCUCAGAAGGAAAUACACCAGGAACAUUCCGAAGACCAAAUUGCACCCCAGGGUUUGUCCCACGCUCUCUCACAGAACACAUGCAAAUUGGAAACAUUACGUACUUCCAGUACUCAUCUCUUGAGGAAGCUGGCACUGCAGAGCAAGAAGGGAGAAGAAACCUCUCUUCAGCGUGCGCCUUCCAAGUCCGACCCCAUUCCCAUGCCUGACCUCAGCAAGGAGGAGGUAGUCGAGGCACGGAGUUCCUCGUCGUUCGGCUCAUUUACAAGUUCCCCUCAUAUUAGUGCUUUUGUGAAUUACGCUACAGGAUUGUUUCGCAGCACAGCUGAUGAUCAUAAACUCGUCAAGGAUAUUACCGAAGUUCCGCCAGGGGAGACAGAAGUUGACGGCAGUGUCACUAGUCAAACUGAGGCCACCCCUGUCAAGGCCAUGGACAAAGGCCUGGAGAGCUCAGACAAACAUGUUAAUGUGGAAAAUGCUGUCAAGUUAGGAGACAUGCCCGAGUUGUUCCAGUCAAUAGAAGAUACUGCUGGGGUCACUCCUUACGGAACUCCAGUCAUGCCGCUGCUGGAAUUAAUUCCGCGGCCUGCAGUGCGUACUGAUGACCCUCCCCUGUACUUAUGUUUGCGUGUGGGCAAACCGAUUCAUCAACGGGUACACAGUACUGGGCCUAUCGAGUCGUACAGUCGCAAGAAGAAGAAACCUGAAUACUGGUUCUCCAUUCCAAGAAACAAAGUGGACCAGCUAUACGCCUUCUUUGUCCAGUGGUCACCCGAUAAGUAUGGGGACGAGGGAGACAUUGACCCAGCCUCUCGUGGAUUUGUUGUCGUUGACGAAGAGGACCCCGAAGUGGGAGAAGACGAAGGUCUGGACAUUUUUGACGAGUAUUUUGGGCCAUCAUCUGCACAUAGGAUACACAGAGACUGGGAGAUUGUAAACAGAGAAGAGUUCCGUCGCCGCUCUAUCGACGUGUACGAACCACUCCCUCUGCCAGAACUGAUAGGAGGCAGUGCUAUCCUCACUGAGGAACAUAUCUCACAGAUCAGUAAGGUACUGCCCGGCAGGGCAGUGGGUUACCCCUGGACUCUUGUUUACAGCACAGAGACCAAUGGCUUCAGUCUGAAGACCCUCUACCGCCACAUGAUCGGGCUGGAAGGACCUAUCCUGUUGGUGGUGGAGGACACGGGGCACAAUGUUUUUGGAGCGCUGGUCGCCUGUCCCCUCACCAUGAGCGAACAUUUCUAUGGCACUGGGGAGUCCUUCCUCUACACGUUCACCCCCGAGUUCUGUGUGUACAAGUGGACAGGGGAAAACAACUUUUUCAUCAAAGGGAACAGGGAUAGCCUGGCUAUAGGAGCUGGACAGGGUGUGUUUGGACUUUGGUUUGACGAGGACUUGUACCACGGCCGAAGCAAUCGCUGUGAGACGUACGACAAUGACCCUCUGACUGCUACAGAGGAUUUUGUUCUCAAAGGGCUAGAAGCUUGGGCCUUCAUGGUGUGAGAUGACAGUUUCCAUUGUGUGAGCGAAAAAAAUAUCAACCGAGCGGUAAAAAAAAGCCACUGCAAGGACUUAAUAAGGUCUCAAGAUGAACGAAAGCUGAUGCAUCAUUUUGUGAGCAACUUGCAAGUAAAGAAAAAAAAAACACUUUGAAAGAAACACUUAAUUGUUAUUGGUGCCAAUGGUUUUGGAUUGGUAAGGCCCUACUUUUGGAGCCAUGAAUUGGUGAUAUAAAUGUGGGUUUGGGCCUAUUUGACUGGUCAUCUAAGUGCAAUUUGUAGUGGUAACAGCUUACAGAAUGUAUCAUUUAAUAUUGUCUAGUUGCUAUGGCGAUGCACUUGUUGUAUACUGUUUCACGUAAUUUGUAAAUAUCAUUUAUUUGUUUUC